Molecule: messenger RNA, 1169 nt
Organism: Trichogramma pretiosum
Lineage: Eukaryota; Metazoa; Arthropoda; Insecta; Hymenoptera; Trichogrammatidae
Product: actin-binding Rho-activating protein-like
Exons: 4
Coding region: 235-744 (169 amino acids)
Biological process (GO): positive regulation of Rho protein signal transduction
Molecular function (GO): actin binding
Source: RefSeq, a predicted model, not a curated record
UACGACUCCAGCGUGAUUCAUUCGCAAGUAGUCGGCUUGGCAAAGAGCGCGAGCUUGAUAACUCGACGUAUAGUUUUUCGAACAUUUUUUUUAUUUCGGCUAAAGUAUUUUCUUUUUUUUUUCUUGGUUGAACGAUUUUUACUCAAGUGCGAGUUGCGAGAGAAGUUUCAGUGAGUUCGAGGUUGUUUGAGAUUGAUUUGAAAAAAAGACAAGAGAAAAAGAAGAUUUUACACGAUGUCAUCCGUAAUGAUGGAAUCAUUGAACGACAAAGUGGCCAUGUUCGAUCAGCACGCCAACAAACACAUCUCCGGCCAGAAGAAGAAUCCCUUCACCUCGGGUCUGAACUUGCCAAAACCAACAUUCUCCAAGGAGGAGUACGGAAGGCCGGCCGCCGGUUCGCUGUCGGACAUACGCGGCCGCAAAGCCUCGUGUCACAUUCUCAAAGAGAUUCUCGAGCUGUGCGACGUCAUCAAUCAGAACGGCACACCUUGCAAAGACGCGCCCGAGAUACUCGCCAUCUCGUUCGGCGAUCUCUUCAAUCUCUACGUGCACAUCAACGACAAGCUCGUGGGUCUGCUGCUGCGGGCCCGCAAACAGAAGGUCCUCGACUUCGAGGGCGAGUGCCUCUUUCAGAGGCGGGACGAUCACGUGCCUAUCUACCUGAUAAAACCCAUCAACGAGAUCAGGACGACCAUACGACAGAAGCUCGACGACAUGAACAAAGAAAUUCCCAAGACGCCUUGAAGCUCAGUAUUUUCUCGUCUUCCAUUUUAUUUAUUUAUGCUAAGACACUUCCGUUGGAUUUUUCAAUAAAACCCGCAUGCUGCUUGUACGUCGCGAAAGAACAGCUGAUGUUGGGCUACUCGUGGGCAGCUGUCAAUGCCAGUACAUAUAAAUCAAAACCCGAUCGCCGAAUAAAAAUGUAAAUUGUAUCUUGUAAAUAUUGAGAAUGCGUAAAUGGCUGUGAGCGUGGAAGCGAGCGCGUGUGAAAAAGUGAGACUGUGAUGGAUGCGUUUGAAUGUCUAAAAUAGGAUAUAUUUUUUUCGAAUGACCGAGUUAGAAUAGUUGUACAAAACGUUGGAGGAAUUUAGUAGAGAACUCUUUUUUUAUAAAUAUAUCAUGAAUAGUAUGUUAGCGAAAUCAAUAUUAUAAAAUUAAAUUCAAAUAUA